UUGCCCGGGUGAUUGCCGUAGGGCGGCCGAGUGUGCGGAGUCACGAUGGCGGUGCAGCUGGAGCAGGCGGUUGGGAUGUACGAGCAGCUGCGGAGCGAGUGGGCGCGCAAGAACCCCAACCUGCGCAAGUGUGAGGAGCUGCUGGUCAAGCUGAAGGUGGCUCUACUGGAACUGAACUUUCUGCCCACAUCCGGCACCAAACUGACCAAGAGGCAGCUCAUUCUUGCCCGGGACGUUUUGGAAAUCGGAGCACAAUGGAGUAUCCUGAAGAAAGAUAUCCCAUCAUUUGAACGCUAUAUGGCACAAAUCAAGUGUUAUUACUUUGAUUACAAGGAUGAAUUGCCUGAGUCUGCCUACAAACAUCAGCUAUUGGGAUUGAAUCUACUGUUUCUUCUAUCUCAGAACCGGGUGGCUGAAUUCCACACAGAGCUGGAGAGACUACCUGCAAAAGACAUACAGACCAACGUCUACAUCAAACACCCAGUCUCACUCGAGCAGUAUCUAAUGGAAGGCAGCUACAACAAGGUUUUUCUAGCAAAGGGAAACAUCCCUGCCGAAAGCUACACUUUCUUCAUUGAUAUUCUGCUUGAUACCAUAAGGGAUGAAAUUGCCGGGUGUAUUGAGAAGGCAUACGAAAAUAUAUUAUUCAACGAAGCUUCAAGGACGCUGUUUUUCACCACAUCAAAGAAGAUGACAGAGUAUGCAAAAAAGAGGGGCUGGCUGCUGGGCCCGGAUAACUACUACUCAUUUACCAGCCAGCAGCAGAAACCAGAGGAGGCCACAAUCCCAUCCACAGAACUGGCCAAGCAGGUCAUUGAAUACGCCAGGCACCUGGAAAUGAUUGUUUAGCCAAGGGAGAAGACGUUUUUUUUCAGGAUGGGGAGUGGGUGGGAUUACUUUUGUUUCUUUGGGGGUACGCGGGUUUGCGACUAGCGAAUGGGCAGUGAUGUCUGCACUCUUCAGAUCCUGGAAGCUGCUGAAUAUUGUGGAUCGAUUACUUUGAUGGACUGUGCUGAACACAGACUACAGAGCUGAGCUGCCCAGCUUUGGGCAGUUUCCAUUCUCUGCACAAUGUGUGGACAUCUACCCACUGAACCAUUGAAACCUUCAGCUUUCAACAACUUGUCCUCCAGCACCUCUCAGAUUCACACCAAUAGUCGGAUGUGGAAAUGUCAGUAUUUUAGUUGAACUCUGUUCCGGCCUGACAAAGUGGAUAGUUUUACGUGUAAUCUGAGGAGCCUUGCUUAUCUUCAAAAUAAAAUCAAAUCUAUUAGCACA
This is a messenger RNA of Hypanus sabinus (Atlantic stingray), 1278 nucleotides long. RefSeq names its product proteasome 26S subunit, non-ATPase 8 (gene psmd8). NCBI's taxonomy places the organism in Eukaryota, Metazoa, Chordata, Chondrichthyes, Myliobatiformes, Dasyatidae. The record is from RefSeq and is a predicted model, not a curated record. The transcript has 7 exons. Gene Ontology annotation, cellular component: proteasome regulatory particle; proteasome regulatory particle, lid subcomplex; nucleus. Gene Ontology annotation, biological process: proteasome-mediated ubiquitin-dependent protein catabolic process. The coding region runs from base 46 to 849 and encodes 267 amino acids.